AUAACGAAUAAAUUCACAAAUGUCCUUAGAAAAUUGCCAUCGUAUAAACUUGGCAAUUUUUAAUCGAGUUUCAUUUAAAGCCAUUUCAAUAUAUUGAAAAUGAUACGAAUUCAAACUAUCCAAAAUAUUCGGAGGUUAUCUCAAAUAAUCAUCACCUUUCCGAAAUCUUCACUGAUUGGUUCUAGUUUUAAGUUUCCUUUAUUUUUGGAGCAAAGAACUAGGUCAAACAUAGCCAUCGAUUAUGAUCGACAGGAGAAAGAAGACAAUUAUCAUCGAAAACCUAAUCGUGUUCACUUGAGAUGGGAUCUCAUUACGACAAUCCUCGUUUUGCUAGGCAUCCAAGAUUCAUCCGAUCGCCCUAAAGAUUCGCCAUUAAUAAUGAUAAUCAAACGAGGAAUACUGGCCAAACAACGUAAACAACAUCAUCAUGCAGAGAUGUUGUUACAUACCGCAUUGAAAAUGGCUCAGGAUUUAUCUUAUACUGAUGCUGAAACAUACAUAUUCGAUGUUAUGGCAGACAACUAUUUCGAAAAAGGUGAUUAUUCGAAAGCACUCGAACUUUAUCUCGAAGUUUUGUCGAGACUAUCGAAACGUGAUGACUUUACUUAUGAUUGUGAAGCUUUGAUUGAAAUAAGCAUCAAACUGUCCUAUUGCUAUGGACGCUUAAAUCAGAUAGAUUCAGCCGAAAAAGGAUUUCAAUUUUCUAUCGAUACUCAAUUGAUUCGAACUGACUCAUUUUUCGAUGAUCGUAAAGGCGAAUUACGUUCGAUCGAACAGCUGGAUAACGAUGAACAACGAAAUUCUCUAGCAUUGUUGGGUAUGGCCUACGAUUAUUACUCCAAACAUUUGGAGAAACUUUCAUCCAAACUAUUGGAUCGAGCUUUAGUAUAUCGUAAUAAAGCGUUAAAAAUAUCAUUGCUAGUCAACGGCAACGAUCAUCAACAGACGUUGAUCCUAGAAAAUGAUAUCGCUGACCUAUAUGCUCGAAUGGCGAAAUUCGACCAGGCGAAACUUUAUCUUCGUCGUGCUAUCGAUAAGGCACAAGACUUGCAACUUGUUGAUUUAUUGCCUGUUUUUCUAAUGAAUUUAGCAGCCAUUUAUUGCCAGGAUAAUCGUCCAGAUUUGGCCAAAAAAUUCUGCCGUCAAACCAUGGACAUUCUAUCCAAAUGGUCACAAGAAUCUUCUAGUGAUAAAUUCGAAGAAUUACUCACCGAAAAAGAACGAUCACAAUUGAUAGAAAAAUGUGAACUAUGUCUUAAUGGCUUACGAUUCUAUUAGGGUUUCGAUUAUCUUACUAUUGAAUAUAUAUAUCAAUAUUUAUACUAUAGAUUUGAUUGACACAUUUUAAUUGAUUACAAUUUUAUAGUUUAUUAGUAUGUUUUUCAAGUUAGCAAUCGGUAAUAAAAAAAAGAUUUUUUUUUGCAUGAUUAA
This is a messenger RNA of Dermatophagoides farinae (American house dust mite), 1431 nucleotides long. It is a transcript of the gene Ttc19, whose product is annotated as tetratricopeptide repeat domain 19. Gene Ontology annotation, cellular component: mitochondrial inner membrane. Gene Ontology annotation, molecular function: protein binding. Gene Ontology annotation, biological process: mitochondrial respiratory chain complex III assembly. The record is from RefSeq and is a predicted model, not a curated record. NCBI's taxonomy places the organism in Eukaryota, Metazoa, Arthropoda, Arachnida, Sarcoptiformes, Pyroglyphidae.